Colletotrichum karsti is the source of this 3210-nucleotide messenger RNA. RefSeq names its product TBC domain-containing protein. The record is from RefSeq and is a predicted model, not a curated record. The transcript has a single exon. Lineage: Eukaryota; Fungi; Ascomycota; Sordariomycetes; Glomerellales; Glomerellaceae. Bases 1 to 3210 code for a protein of 1069 amino acids.
AUGGAACCCGAGCCUUCUCUCGCCCUUGAGCGCUCCGUCUCCCAGCAGAGCGGAACGUCCAUGAAGAGCGCCCGCUCUUCCACCGUCCGCGGAAAACGUUCAAAGCUGAACUCCCAGCCCUCGAGCUCCGCCAGCAGCAUCGCCGCCUCCGAAACAAAGUCCCUGACGAGCUUCCCCUCCUUUUCGCCCGGCUCGCCCAACCCCAAACACUCUUUUCCUCCCGAUCCAACGACGCCCCCUGAGCCAGAACCCGAGCCGCCUGCCACCGUCCGCAAGAUCUCCGACACCAGGUCCACCGCCUUCAACCUGCUGGGUAACCUUACCGGCAGCACCUCCGCCGCCGAGCAGGCUGCCCGCGAUGCCCUGUUCGAGGACUCUCCCAUCUCCACGACCAAGAUCCCCGGUGCCCUGCACCACGCCGACGACGAACACAUCGGCCGCCUGAUUGCGAGGCACGGCGCUGUGCCUCUCGUCAGGCAGGUCGCCUCCGACCUGGCCGAACGCGAUACCCAGAUCGCCCUGUUAAGGAGGAAAGCCGACGAGAGGGAGAGGGCCCUGCGCAAGAUCAUUCUUGAAUGCGGCCUCACCAAUAUGGACCUUGAGAAGAAGUUGCGGGUCGUCGAGAGCGAGAUCAAGGCUUCUCGCCCCGGCAACCACCGCAACGAGAGCGGUCUGUCGGACCUCAUGAGCGAUGCCAUGCAGGAUACUGUUAUUUACAAUGUCUUUGGUCAGACUGAUGCCAACGAUGCGACCAUCCGCGCAAGCAGCCUCACCAUGCCUUCCAACCCUGACGGCAGGGGGACGAGCAGAGGCUGGAAGGACUACCUCUGGGGCGGCACGAGUCGGAAGAACAGCGCCCCCACCAGCGUCAACGGCGACGACACGAGGCCGGCUGCGGUGGUCAGAGGACAAUCGUACGCGGACAGGAGACCGGGUCUGCAGGACGACCUCUUCAGCCCGCCCCCAGAAAGUGUUGCGCCGGAGAGCGUGCCGCCGAGAACUCCCAGCCGGGCUUCUAGUAUCCAGUCAGGCCCGCCCGGCUCACGCAAACCCUCCUCUUCGGUCGCCGCCAGUCUCAUGAGGCUGGUCGCUGGAGGUGCUCUCAACACGCGCGAGGGAGGCGCGAAUAGGGGAAGGUCGAACAGUGCCACCCAGCCGCAGUCCACAAUACGAGCGUCGUCCACCUCCAGCGCCAAGACCUCUCAGUCAAGCCGAGCAGUUUCGACACAGGGAGGACCGAAGGCGCUCAUGGCGAUGCGCAGGACUGGACCUACAAAUAACGUACCUCCCAACGUGGCCACCGUCCGAACGCAACCCCAAGAAAGAUGGGACACCAUGACUGGCAGCCCUACGAGCGCUGUGGCCAACCGCCAGGAAAGUUAUGGUCCGGUCGAGAUGGAUGCGAUUCUCCCGCCUGAGACGCAGCCCCCGACUUUGACACAUAUUUACAACAAUUAUGUCGGUAGCGAGUAUCUGACCGACCGGUUCGGAUUUAUCUACGACCAGCGAAGGAAGAAGAGGCAGCGUGAAGCGACGCAAAUGGCCCGCCGCUUUAAGCAAGGAGGCCGGUCUGAGAUGCUGUCUAACGGACGCUCCGACUUGUCCCCGCCGAUGAUUGAAGAGGAGGGGGCCCCGAGCCCUGGAGGAAGUGAGGAACGACCCGGCAGCCCUUCUUCUGCGGAGGAGCGUUCAAGCGAAGGCAAGGCCAAGAAGUGGCAAGAUUACCUGAAGCUGGCAACAUUCCCGACUGAGCUUUUGUCUCACACCCCCGCACUGAGCGCUCCAUCUCUAGAGGUGCUCGAGGGGGGCGAGUUGGGAAUGAAGUCGCCGGGUCUCAUUACAGCCGACGAGCGGGGCUUCAUACCCGUUGCGAGCGCGACAACGUCCGUUGUGGAUGACGCGGCCCCGCCCGUCGAGGCGGAUUCGGCUUCGGGGACUGUUGUUAGAGACGAUUCUGAGCCGGUGAAGCUGCUUCUGCAGCACAUGGGCGAGCUCCACGACUCCCUUCAGCGAGAGAAGGCAGCACGCUGGAACGAGUUUCUGCGCAAAGUCAGAGCCGAGAGGCGUCGGGACGGCGAGGCGGCUGCUGCAGCCGCUGCAGCCGCAGCCGAGGCUCGAUACCAGAAACCCGCCGUGAACCUACCCGAGGCAGCGAUGGCCGACGGCGAACUGAUCGGUAUUACCGGUCUUGGCAUCAAGGGCAAAGUCGGCCGCGCCAAACGGACGGAACUAAAGAAUCUGGUCCUCGGCGGUAUCCCAGUCAACCUCCGUGCAAAGGUGUGGUCUGAAUGCUCUGGCGCCACUGCCCUUCGCAUCCCGGGAUACUAUCAGGACAUCAUCGCCCAGUCCGACGAAGAUGACGACCCUCAGGUGGAGUCUCAGAUUGAGAUGGACAUCAACCGUACUUUGACCGACAACAUCUUCUUCCGCAAGGGGCCUGGCGUGCCCAAGCUCAAGGAGGUUCUUCUGGCUUACGCCCGCCGGAACCCCAAAGUCGGCUACUGCCAGGGCAUGAAUCUCAUUGCGGCGAACCUGCUGCUGAUUAUGCCAUCAGCAGAGGACGCCUUUUGGAUUUUGGCCAGCAUCAUCGAGCACAUCCUGCCUGCCGGAUACUACGACGACCUCCUCACCUCCCGCGCUGACCAGCGUGUCCUGCGGGAGUACGUAGCUGAUGUCUUGCCGAAGCUGUCACAGCACUUCGACGAGCUUGUCGUCGAGCUCGAAGCACUCACGUUUCAAUGGUUUCUGAGCGUGUUCACCGACUGCCUUUGCGCCGAGGCCCUGUUCCGUGUGUGGGACGUGGUGCUCUGUAUGAACGACGGAAGCACCUUCUUGUUCCAAGUGGCCCUGGCGCUGCUCAAGCUCAACGAGUCGCAGCUUUUGCAGUGUGAUACCCCGGCGGCGGUCUACACGUACAUCAACCACCAGAUGACGAACCACGCCAUCAGCAUCGAUAACAUGAUCAAGGCAUCAGACGCACUCAGGAGGCUGGUGAAGAGAGAGGACGUGGAAUCCCGCCGGGAGAAGGCUAUCGAAGCAGAGAAGCAGCUGAUUAGGGAGCGGGAAGACUUCAACGCGGCCAAGAGGACGAAGAAGGCCAGCGGCAGUGGCAGCGCCAGCGUCAGCGGGGGUGCAGCGACGCCCGCCGUACAGGGUGAAGCGGCUGAGCCGGAGGUGGAAGUCGAGGCGGCGCCGGAGGAGCAGUCGUGA